UUCAUGUGAUCCUGGGGGUGAAAAGAGGGACCAUAAGUCGGGAGAGAGAAAAAUAGUGGUGAAAAGUCAUAAAAUCAGGAAGAGAGUGGCCUUUUUCCCUUAUUCUUAUUCAUGCUAGACGAACACUGGACAGGAAAACUCCAGUUUCCUGCUUUAAUGUGCUAAGGAUUGCUUGUCUUUUCCUAAUUAAGGAGAGCCUGCUGAGAGAGUUUCCGACAAUCACAAUGGGGAACGAGAACAGCACCUCUGACAACCAGUCAGAGGAUGCUGGCUCAAAUAACAUCAUCCUGCUGCCACCAAACCCGGGUGUACCACAGGGGGUGUCACCGAUUCCUGCAGCAGAAGCAGCACAGUCUCCUGGAAAUAAUUAUGAUAUAAAGCAGAAACAGGGGAAGACAACUGGAAACACUGGUAAAGGCAGUUACUCCCCUGGUGUCUGGCCAGCUACUGCUGUGCCCCAUGCUGAAACUACACCGGCGUUACUGAGCAGUGACACCAGCAUCAAUCAUGGAGUCACCAGUGGCUACACAGUGGAGGGGGCAACCAACCUCAGGUCAUGUGCUGUGUCUUUGGAGGUGAUUGGACAGAGAAAUCUCCCACAGGAAGCCCAGAAGACGGUAGCGUCUGACUCCUCAUCCCACUUGGCUGAAGGAACACAAGAGAGCAGCAUCUCUGUCACCAUGCCUUUUGCAGAACAUAUCCAAGAUGUUAUCCAGACAAAUCAGGCCUUGGCCAGUGAAGAUGGACUCAUCCUGCAGGGUAACCUAGGGGAGCCUGUGCCAGACAGUGCAGACGAAGACCAAGUGGCCCUUGCCCCCGAGGUAGAAGGCAGGGUGGAGACCAGCCUGGUCACUGCUAUUGUUCCUGCCAAUGAUGGACAGAGUGCACCAAGGGAAGGGGACAGGGACUCUUCUUCUGAUCACCUUACCAUGUUACAAGGGGAUUCAGGGACGCAUUCAAGGAUAUUGGAGCCAUUAAAACCGAUGGUGCAGCUGUCUGGGAAGGGUGAUCCACAUGGCAGCUCCUCUCCCCCUGGGAAAGAAGCUGGAGAUUAUGUUACCCCUCAAGAGGCCCAGCAGACUCCAGAGCCCCUGCAAACAAAUCACAAGGCCCCAGCUGGAGCCCAGAGAGGUGAAAAGAACGCAGAUGGGGUAGCUGGUCUGCUGUUGAAACAGGAGACCCUGUUACUGAAUGACACUGCCCCAAGCAUGUCAGAUGGAGAGGAAGACAAAGUGCUUGUGAAACCUCAGCAUUUGGCUGGCGAUUCCCAAGUCCUCAAUGCCCACUGCCAAGAUUUUAAGGAUGUAGAAGCUGCCCAAGAAACUGAGGCAAACACCUCUCCUUUGGAAUAUAAUCAGGAGACGAUAGCAACUCAUCUUCCCCUACCAAAUUUACCCCAGAAGCCUGUCCCGGAUCCAGAGGCCAAAGGUCCUUUAAGGGAAUCUGUCACCAUAACUGAUGUUCAAAACCCCCUUCAGAGUGGGACACAAGAAACGUUAUCUGAUAAACUAGGCCCUGGUGCCGAAGGAGAGGGGCUUAAACCUGUGCUUUCCCAAAGAGAGGAAGUAUCUAUGAUUUCCAGUAUGGGUUCAGAGAAUGCUCCAAAUCCAGCUGCUACUGUUUCUGAAAUGAGACCCAAUUGUUUGGCCACAGAGACUCCCGUUGUAGUGGCUACUGAGACUCUUCCAGGCCCCACAAAAGGGUAUCCCAUGACAGAUAUAGGAAUGGUAUCAGGGAAUGUAGAUUUAAGUGGCGAGAGCAAAUAUCCUGAGAUGAGCCCUAAGGAAGAUUCUGUCCAUUUAUCUAAGGAUGAAAUGGAAGCUCCCAUGGAUGAAGGAAAAACAGAGAGAGUACAAGGAGCAGUCCCCAUUAUGCUUCCCAGUGGGUUGAAUAAAAGCAUGGGGGGAAAGCUGGAGUUGAAUGAUGAAGGCCAGAAACUUGUUGAUGCUGCAAAUCAAAAUGGCACUAAAGAAGAAAAUCAAAGCAAUAACUCUCAAGAAAAGGAAGUUGCUGCACAGGAUACCAAAUCCACCAAACCUGUGCAUUCAGAGGAGGAGACCUCACUUGAUUCCAGUGGCAGAUCCAGUCAGGGAGUGAGUAAAGCAAACCCCACAAAUUUGGAGCCCACAUUGCUUCACCAUCCAGACUCAACACAGUUGCUCAAGGCCAUAGGUCUCAUGGAGCUGGAGCUGCCUGAGAGUCAGUCAGAAAACUCAGCCUUGUGCUCCUUGGCCUGUGAGAUGACUGAUGGAAUCUGUGCUGUUGGUACAGGUGGUCUCUUGCCUGUGCACUGUGGGAGCAGUAAUGUUCAACCUGUGGAGCAGGAUGGAGAUGAUGGACAGGCCACUUCUAGAGAAACUAUUCUAGAGGUUACAGGACUACAACCUGAGCUCCCAGAAACUCUUCAAAGUCCUGAAGGAGUGGAAAGAAUGGAAUCCGUUCCUGUUGGAGAGCCUGGGAAAUCUGGUAUGUGUGUCCCUCCAGGAGGUGAUGCUAAUCCUGAAAUCCAGGAGGCUGAAAGUAAAGGACACAGUAACCAAUCAAAUAAUAUGUCUUGUAGCAAAGAUGCUGAGGGCAUGCUGGUAUCUACGGUUGGACCUUUAAGUACUCCUGCAAAUGAGGAAGUUGGACAAGAAUUCAACCCAGAUGUGAGAAACCAUCCUGAUAAUGAGACCUUGACUGAAAAAAGCGAAGUGGAGGCGCAGGGGCCAGCGCAGAAUCAGCAGGAAAAUGCAUCGUCUGCAGGUAACAGCAGGACAAGGAUCACUCAGUUAGGAAAUCCUGAACAAUCAGCAGACAUUUGUUCCCAACAAUCUCACUUAUGUUCAGAACUUUCUGUCUCAACAAACUUCAGUGAUAACACCUCUCCCUUUGAAAACAGGAAAGAGAUUCCUCCAGAUGGUCUUGAAGGGAUGAAGGCCAGGACUGAAGAUAUCUCAAAAACCUUACCGCCCCCAGAACUCGGGGAAAACUUGAACUAUCCUCCUUCCUAUAGUGGACAGGAACCAAGUCCAAUAUCAGAGUUCCAAAAUAUGCAGUAUGAAGAAAGUCUGAAUGGUAUCCAAAGUUCAGGUACACAUGAUUCUAAGGAAAAAAUUAUGGGCAGUCCUUCAACAGAGGAGUUGGCCUCAUCAACACUAACAAGAGAAAAGUUGCCUCUGGUGAUGGACCAAGAGAAACAGUGUAGCACUGAACAGUCCUUCGGUAUUUCUCCUCCUGUGGUGGUUGAUUUAAGAGACUCUUCUCUUCAAGAUAACUUAAAUGUCAAAACAGAAGAAAGUUGCUGUACUAGGCAGAUGCCUGACAAGCCCCAGCAGGAGAAGGAGGAUGCUUUGAUCUCAGAUACUCAGCAUGAAGAAACAUGCCGAGAUAAUGAGUUUUCUAAGGCAGCUGACAUGCAUGCACAGCCCAGUAGCUUAGGUAAUACGGAAAACGCAAGUGAAAAUGAGGUAGGGGCUCCGCCUUGUCAUCUGGGUACACAACCAUCUAUUAAUGCUGCUACUAACAUUCAGCCUGCUCCAUCAAUUUUCAGAUUCCAUAGUACACCUCCUGCUGCCCCAGAGAAGGUGCUUGGUGAAACUUCGAAUAGCAGUCAGCUUCUGUUGGGCACGCAGGAGAAAACUGAACUUCCAGCUCCCUCAAACCAGGAGACUCUGUCACUCAGUAACAAAAUCAGCACCCAAGAGGACCAUGUCAAACAGAAUUUUGAAAGUGUAUCUGCUGAGAGAAGAAAAAAUGUUGACCAAGGAAUUCUGGCUACAUGUCUGGCAUCACACAAGCUCGGAGAAGCUGCUGCAAACAAGGACUUCCUUCAGACUGAAUGCAGUCCUAAGGUGGAUGCUGAGCCAGCUCCCAGUAGUGGUGAGAAUGAAGCCACCUUUGUCUCAGGUAGUCCCUGCCAAACUGGGCAGAAGUCUGGCAGCUACAAGAAUGACUCAUCACUCAAAAGUGAAAUGGGUGGAAUUGUCAGUAAUGUCUCGGGUGCUUUGGCAUGUCAGACCGUCUCAGACAGGGAGCAGCCAGAGCUGCCGACUGCUGGGAUAUCCAGUCAGAUAUCAGAGGUGGCUCCUGAGAAUCUUAACCUCAAUAUAAGCAACACUGUGGAAAGAAAAUCAGAAGAUAGCAAGACAAGGACUGAUUCCACCAAAGAGCCAAGUGUUUCUGAUGAAAGUUCCUGUAUUGAAGGGAAGUCUGUGUUCACCUGCGGGGACUCUGCAAAUUUGUUUACAGAUUACCUCUCACCCAUGUUGAAGCCUGCCCAGACAAGGGAGGAAAUAUCUGCAAUUAAAUCCAAAGAAAUCCAAAACGGGAGAAACUUCAAGUCCCAGCCAGGGAGUUCUGGGGAAUGUAUUCAGAAAAUGGCAGAUGUCCCAAGAGAGGAUGCAAAGAAAAGUAAGGAGAAGGCAGGAGAUACCUCCAAUGUGCACAGGGACACAUCUGAGUGUGAGAACUCUGGUUUGGGACAACCUAGCAUGAUGGCUGGAUUUCCUGAUUUCAAGGCGCAUAUCAGCAAAAUAUUUGAGAAAUCUGUCCUUGGUGCUUUGACCACUGAUCGUCCACAGUUUACUCUGCAAAAAAAUGAUGGGUUUGCAUGGAGCCCCAUGGGAAAGGACUCUUUGGUGCAGCUAAGCACAGAGAAGCAUUCACAUCAUGGUCAAGGAGGAGACUACAUCAUGAUUUCCACUACUCACAUGGGACAAGGAGUAGAUGCUAAAGGUAAGGAGCAGAAAUUGACUUUGGAGACUGUCUCCUGCCAAACAAACCCAGACAAGUUGACUUGUCAAGAAGGUAUAGGCAUAGAAAAGUCACCAGGCUUAACCGCUCCCACCAUGAAACAGAACCUACUAGAUACCAACUUGGAAAAGAAUGGAAUUGCAUCUGGUGUCUCACAAGAAGAAAAUAAAACAGAAAACUCUAAAACAGCUGGUGAGAAAUAUAAAGGGAUUACAUUUGAGGCUCAAAAGCUUCAGGGAGGAGGAAAGCAGGAAUUAGUUUCAAGUCUUCCUUUAGACAUUACUGUGCAGAAGACACCUUUGGAAAAUGCCACCCUUUCUAAGGGUGAGGAGUAUUAUGUUAUCUCCCAGGUCCAUUUGGAGAUGCCUUUAUCUCAAGAGGGUCUGACUCCUCCAGGAAGCCAGCAGCAAGAAAUACCCCCCAGCAAAAAGGUGCCCAAAGAUGAUGAGCUCUAUGCUUCGAUUGGCACCAAGGAACUGGACAACAGCCCAGGACUCGGGCAUGUCAAGGAAAUUUCCUCUCCACCUGGGGAUAUUCCAGUCUUUCCAGCUGUAAGCAAUAAGCAGCUCAGUGCUAGCAUGCCAAGGAAUGAAAAGAGGCUCCAGGGUGGUGACAGUGCUCGUGACGACUCAAGAACUUCGGGGAGCCCAAGAGCAGAAAAUGUUCUGGAUUUACCAAACCCCAGUGGGCUAUUGAUGCGUUCCAUGGUUGACUGCUUCAAACAGGAGUUAGGUUUGCAGGGCUUCCAGUUAGGUGUCUUACAAGAACCUGGCCUGGGGAUAGAAAAAGCUCCAAAAGCAAAAAGUGAAGAUUCUUUUACUAAAGUAGAGUCAGAAACUCAGACCUCUGAGGAUCAGCCCUUAAAAGGCAGCCCUGAAACAGGUACUUCGAGAGUGUCAUUUAGCCCAGAUUGUGACUCAACUCUGCAAAUGAAGCACCCCAGUCAAGGUCCAGAGGCUCAGUGUGGCCCCUUGAAGGCAGUUCUGGGGAUGGAGGAGAAGGAUGCUUCUCAGUGUUUAGAGAACCAGACUGGAAACCAACAGACUGACCAACAUUCUGAGCAUGAAUUUGCACCACCUGACAAUGAUGACAAGUUACCCGUCUGCUCACCUCCUGAAGCAGAUAAAGGAGAAGUCCAGAACCCCCAAGAUGUUGUUUCAGAAGAGAAACUCACAGAAAGAAAAAGCCCCAAGCCUGAUCGUUCUCUUCUCCCUCUGGUACCUGAGAAGGAUGCUCUAGAUGUUACAGCUGGCUCAGCCAAGUCCAACAAGGAUAAUGGAGUAGAAAGUUCUCCUGCAUUAGGUGAUGUUAUCCAUUCGACAACAGCUGUUGAUCCGCUAGGGCAGCCUGUAGCUGUUUCUUCUCCCUGUCAUGAUGUCACAGUCCUGGAUACUGCUGAGCUGACUGCAUCCAGGACCUCCAGGGCAAAAGCAACCUGUGAGAACAUUGUUCCUGCAUCCUCUGAGGACUUACAUUUGGCUCCCACCCCAGCCAAUGAUGCAGAAUUAUCAGCUUCUCAAAGCCAACAUCUGAAGAAGGAUUUGAAAAGGAGUUCCGACUCUGAAGAAGCAUUUGAGACUCCGGAAUCAACAACUCCUGUCAAAGCUCCUCCAGCCCCACCACCUCCACCUCCAGAAAUCAUCACAGAGCAGGAAAUCAGACCACAGCCACCUCCAGAAGACCCAGGGCUGUGUGCUGAGACCGUUUCCAUCACAGAUGUGCCACAUAGUGAAUCAGUGGAAGGAAGCCCUUUCCGUCCUCCAUCUCAUUCUUUCUCCACUGUCUUUGACGAGGACAAACCAAUAGCCAGCAGCGGGACAUAUAACUUGGACUUCGAUAACAUCGAGGUGAUAGAUACUUUACAGACCUUGGAACCCAGCUCCUCAGAUGCCAAGAAUCGGGACUCCAAAGUGAAUGUCCGGAGAAAAUCGACAGACUCUGUCCCAGUCUCCAGAUCUACCUUAUCCCGAUCUCUCAGUUUGCAAGCUAGUGACUUUGAUGGUGCUGGUGGUGCCUCUCUGGAGAAUAACGAGGCAGGGGCAGUAGCAGCUGAUGCCUACAGCACGGGUACGACCAGCGCUUCCAGUACCCUUAAAAGAACUAAAAAACCCAGGCCCCCUUCCUUAAAAAAGAAACAGACCACCAAAAAACCCACAGAAACACCACUGGUAAAGGAAACACAACAAGACCCAGUGGAAGAGAGUCCUGUUAUCAGUGAGGAAAACCCAGCAUCUGAAACAAAAACGGAAUUGGGUAAGAUAAACGGUUCAGGACCAGAGUUGUCAGAGGAGAGCCCCCUGGAGACUACUGUUGGAUCCAAAGCAGCCUAUCCCCUGGACCCUGAUAGUGCCGAAGGGGAUAUUCCACCUAAAACAGGCAACAGCAAAGUGCAGAACUCACCCCUGAUUGGGAAAAAGACAUUGCCUCUGACCACAGCCCCAGAGGCAGUAGAGGUGACACCAUCUGACACUGGAGGUCAGGAGAACUCCCCAGCCAAAGGGCUCUCUGUAAGGCUGGAGUUUGACUAUUCUGAAGAUAAAGGAAGUUGGGACGACCAACUGGAAAACCCCCCUCCUCCCAAAAAGAUAGGUAAAAAGCCAGUUGCCAAGAUGCCACUUAGGAGGCCAAAGACUAAAAAGACGGUGGAAAAACUUGAUAAUGCUCCUGCCUCACCCACUAAGUCCCCUGUUGACCCUAAUGAAAUCCCUAUCUCCAAAGGCUCCUAUACCUUUGAUAUAGAUAAAUGGGAUGAUCCCAACUUUAACCCCUUUUCUUCCACUACGAAAAUACAAGAGUCUCCCAAACUGCCCCAACAGACAUACAACUUUGAUGCUGACAUCUGUGAUGACUCCAUUGACCCUUUUAAGACAUCUUCUAAGAUCCCUAGCUCACCUUCUAAGUCCUCAGCUUCUUUUGAGAUCCCAGCCAAUGCUGUUGAAACCAAUGGAGUGGAAGGAGACAACCUAAACAAGCCUGCAAAGAAAAAGAAGACGCCUCUAAAGACGAUGGUAGAAGAUGUGAUGUCUGUAUGUUCUCUGUUUGAUACAUUUAGGGUGAAAAAGUCGCCAAAACGGUCUCCUCUGUCUGAUCCACCUUCACAGGAUCCCACUCCACUGCCUACGCCAGAAACACCCCCAGUGAUCUCUACUGUGGUUCAUGCAACAGAUGAAGAAAAACUAGCAGUGACCAAUCAGAAAUGGACUUGUAUGACAGUGGAGCUAGAUGCGGACAAGCAAGAUUACCCUCAGCCCUCUGACCUGUCAACUUUUGUAAAUGAGACCAAAUUCAAUUCUCCCACAGAGGGUAAGCAAAUUAAUGGCCAUUCGGACCCCAACCCCAACCUGGAAAAACUUGCUCCAAAAGAGCAAGAGGCAAUGAAGGACCAUAAAGAAAAUCAGAAGCCAGAGCUGGAUUAUAGAAACUCUUAUGAAAUAGAAUAUAUGGAGAAAAUCGGCUCCAACUUACCUCAUGAUGAUGGCACCCCGAAGAAACAAUCUCUGUAUCUUAUGUUUGAUGCCCCUCAGGAGAGUCCAGUCAAAUCUCCUCCAGUUCGGUUAUCUGAUUCCCCAACUCCAUGUUCAGGAUCAAGUUUUGAAGAAACAGAAGCUCUGGUGAACGCUGGAAUGAAAAUCCAGCAUCCAGUCUCACGAGUCCUGGCUCCGAACUCAGAGACACACUUGCAGGCUUCAGAAAAGUCAAACCAAAAAGAGUCUAUGGGCUUAGGAACAACUUCAGAUGCUCUCGAAAGAAGAGCUCCUGAAGAUUCCUAUGUCUCUGCUGAAGCUCUUCUCAAUAGGAUAUCUCAUCAAACCUCAAUAUGUGAUGCACUUGAAUAUCUAGAGCCUGAUUUAGCAGAAAAGAACCCCCCAGUAUUUGCUCAGAAACUUCAGGAGGAGUUAGAGUUUGCGAUCAUGAGGAUAGAAGCACUGAAGCUAGCCAGACAGAUUGCCUUGGCUUCUUUCAGUUCCUUAGAUACCAAGAGAGAAGCUGCACUCCCAGCAGAUGUUCCCAUCUCUAAAACUGCCUUGUACUCUCGCCUUGGGACCUCUGAGUCAGAAAAACCUCCAGCCCUUCUUUAUCAACAGUCGGAUUUAGAUGCUUCACUCCGAAUCGCUAGAGAAGAGAUUAUCACCAAGGAAAGAGAGGUCUCAGAAUGGAAAGACAAGUAUGAAGAAAGUAGACGGGAAGUGAUGGAAAUGAGGAAAAUAGUGGCAGAGUAUGAAAAGACCAUCGCUCAAAUGAUAGAGGAUGAACAGAGAGAAAAGUCGGUCUCCCACCAUACUGUCCAGCAGCUGAUUGUGGAGAAGGAGCAAGCCUUGGCUGACCUGAACUCAGUGGAAAAAUCUUUAGCUGAUCUUUUUAGGAGAUAUGAAAAAAUGAAAGAGGUCCUGGAGGGUUUCCGCAAGAAUGAAGAGGUGCUAAAAAAAUGUGCUCAGGAGUAUCUGUCCCGUGUGAAAAAAGAGGAGCAGAGGUACCAGGCACUCAAAGUACAUGCAGAGGAAAAACUGGACAGAGCCAACGCCGAGAUUGCACAAGUCCGAGGAAAGGCUCAGCAGGAGCAAGCAGCCUACCAGGCCAGUCUCCGAAAGGAGCAGCUGAAGGUAGAUGCUCUGGAAAGAACACUGGAACAAAAGAAUAAAGAAAUAGAAGAACUUACCAAGAUUUGUGAUGAACUGAUUGCCAAAAUGGGGAAAAGCUAACUUUGAACCAAAUUUUUGGACUACACUAUUGAGUGCAAUAUGACCAUUGGCACACUGAUGUCCAUACCUUUAUGUGGACAGGUUAUAUUUUCACUUUUUCGUAUGCACUACUGUAUUUUCUUUCUAAAUAAAGUUGAUUUAAUUGUAUGCAGUUCUCAGAAGACUAUCAGAAUUUCUUGCUAUUGUUUGCAUUUUCAUAGUAUAAUUCAUAGCAAGUUGAUCUCAGAGUUCCUGUAUCAGGGAGAUUGUCAAAUUCUCUAAUAAAUGACAAAUUGCUGAUCCUAGCUUAUCCCUUUGUACAUGAGUUCCCAUGUUGGGUGUCUUUUGGAUUUAAUAUGAACAUGUAUAACUUUGCAUGGGGACUCUUGCCUUAAGGAGUGUAAACUUGAUCCGCAUUUGCUGAUUUGUUUUAAAAAAAACACACACACAAAA
Phascolarctos cinereus (koala) is the source of this 9866-nucleotide messenger RNA. NCBI's taxonomy places the organism in Eukaryota, Metazoa, Chordata, Mammalia, Diprotodontia, Phascolarctidae. The record is from RefSeq and is a predicted model, not a curated record.